Molecule: messenger RNA, 1156 nt
Organism: Drosophila innubila
Lineage: Eukaryota; Metazoa; Arthropoda; Insecta; Diptera; Drosophilidae
Gene: MED8
Product: mediator of RNA polymerase II transcription subunit 8
Exons: 1
Coding region: 220-984 (254 amino acids)
Biological process (GO): regulation of transcription by RNA polymerase II
Cellular component (GO): core mediator complex; mediator complex
Molecular function (GO): transcription coregulator activity; RNA polymerase II cis-regulatory region sequence-specific DNA binding
Source: RefSeq, a predicted model, not a curated record
GAUAGACUACAGCUGUUAAAUAUCGACUGCUAAAAUAUCAAGCUAUCGACAACUGCGCUUCAUCGGCGCUGCCACCUUGCUAAACAUCGAUAGCCUUCACAUAAAUAUGUAUAUCGAUGUAUCAGCGGAUUUUCACAUCACUACUGUGCAACACAAUAAAUAAAUUGCAACUUUGUUAGAAAUCGUGUGUUGUCAUAAUUAAAUUGCCACACAGCGAAAAUGCAGCGCGAGGAGAAGCACUUUGAGAUGACGCUGGAUGCGGUGGUGCAGCGUCUGAAUGAUUUAAAACUAGCUGUUUUGUCCAUGAUACAGAAACUGGAAAUGGAGUACAUGGACAUCAAUUGGCCAACGUUUUUGGAUAACUUUGCCAUCAUCUCGAGCCAUUUAACUGGUCUGACAAAGAUUCUGGCCAAGGAGCAGUGUCCACCGCUGCGAAAUCGCACUGUGCUACCUCUGCUCGUCUCCAUGGACCGUGACGAAACGCUGGUUAAUAUUACGGAAGGUCGUGUGCCGGUUUUCUCGCACGACAUUGUUCCGGAUUAUCUGCGCACACGACCGGACCCCAUUACUGAGCAAAAGAUGCAGCAGAAUGAACAGAAGGCGGCAAAUCUAACCAACGAUGCAGCCAUGAAGCAGGUCACACAGUACAACAAAGUUGUCUCCCACGUAUUGGACAUGGUGAGCAAGGCCCGUGAGGAGUGGGAGAUUGAGUCCAGCUCGCGCACUGGCAUCCAACAAACAAGCAGCAUGGCGGACACACAGAUGCUGGUGGCAGCAGUUGGAAUGGGCAAAGGCCUGCAAUUCAAGGCCAACUACGGUCCAGGUCCUGGCAUGAUGGUGCCGCCAUCAAUACGUGGCCCCACACCGCCUAUGGGCGGACCAUCCAUGAGUCCCGGCAACGUUCAGCAACAGUUGGGCAAAGCACCGUCGGCUGUAAAGACCAAUAUCAAAUCGGCCAAUCAAGUACAUCCAUUCUCUCGGUAGCAAAAAUCAUAAUUUAUUGUUGCGCUUUGCUUGAAUACAACAGAGUAACAUUAUUCAUAUAUAUAUAAUAUAUCUUAAAUACUAUAAGCGGAAUGUUGGCUCAUAAAUAUGGGUAUAUGUUUCUAAUAGCUGUAGUCCACAUAACUUUAAACAAAUAAACGUAAACAAAAAA